Ostertagia ostertagi is the source of this 342-nucleotide messenger RNA. The record is from the annotation of a GenBank genome assembly. Lineage: Eukaryota; Metazoa; Nematoda; Chromadorea; Rhabditida; Trichostrongylidae.
AUGACGGGUUUCAAGAUCGAAGAGGAAAAUGAUCUGAACAAAAAUGGUGGGAUCUCAUUCCGGGAAUUCACUCCAUUCGUGCUGAAACUCAUGAACGUCAACCGAGCAGAGCUGGAACGGCUAUUCCUUGCUGGUGACAUCGAUCGUAAUAGCGAAUUGGACGGUGAGGAGUGCAUCCCAAUGAGAAGCCUCCUGAAGUCGACGUUGAGAGAAAAGAGCGAACUAAUGCUUAAAAACAGAGACCAGAUGAUAAGCGCCGGUAGCGAGAUGACCGACCUGAUGAUGAAUCUGCGAUCACGAGCACUGAGCAACGGACAAGCUACACUAUCAGUGGGAAAAUAA